AUGAGAAAAGCAAAAAUGAUCAGCAAUCGUGUAGGUCAACCAAGUAUUAAUAUGAAUAUGAAUCACAAUGCUGCAGCCCCAUCCAAUGUAGCCAGUAAUACCUGCAUCAAUCAGAAUAUACAAAACUUUGAGAAUCUUCAAAGCACAUCUAAAGGCAUUUUAACCUAUUUGGAGCGGCAGUUGGAUUCUGACGCUACAGGAAGCAGUUCUGAUGAAGACUGGGAUGAGAAGCCUGGAAAAAUGGAUAUCUGUAAAUCAAAAUGUUCCUGGUUGUCGGUGAGAGCGGAUAUAGGGAGCCGCUGGACCUGGCUUCAGGCUAAGAUCUCAGAACUGGAGUACCAAAUCCAGCAACUAGGUCAUCUUCAGAGUCAGCUACGAAACCAGAAGGGAACGCUGCUGUUUGAGGAACCCUCAAAUUCUAUUAUCCAAAAGAAAGAGCAUCUGCCAGAGCCAAGCAUUUCUUUGAGGCCUGCAGAGAGGGUAGCAACACCUCCAGAAGAUAGAAAUCUAUCUUCCACCAAGGAUUUAGAAAUGUCUCCAAGCAGCCCAACUAUGCUCCUGAGAAACAUUGAAAAGCAGAGUGCUCGGCUAACAGAAAUGGUUAGCAGUCUGAUGACCUCUUUCCCAGUCACCCUAUCUCCUAAGCCCUGUGUGAAAUCUCCCAACCGUGAAUAUGGGGCAGCUGCAUUUCCAAGAGCUAGCAGAACAUCCAUGCAUAAGCCAGAAUCUUCUGUGCUCAAUGGACUCAGCCAGAAGCAGGCAAAAAAGGAUAGGAAGAAUAUCCAUGCCAAAGCACCCUUCACUUUUGGGAGCAGUUCAGCCCGUACCAGACCACUACAAUUAUAUCACAAGAGAAAUCUAUAUAGAUUUGGCUCUGAAUGCACAGCUAUGCUCUCCCACAAAGCUGUUUAUUGCUGUAAUGAGUCACUGCAAUCCUCAAAGCACCACUCCACCUGGACCUGUUGUGACAAGCCGCAGAAACCUGUGUUAGUGAAUAGCAAUGUGUGUGAGAUAGAACCGCAUUUCCAUCCUGUCUUAUCACUGCCGUCUGACAUCCCUCUUCAGCUUUACCUUGAUGCUUUGCUAAAGAACAGAGAAAUUAGGGGCGAUGCUGCGGAUAACAAUCUACUCAUACAAAAAGAAGAUGGAUGCCACCCUUACUAUACGAACAAUUCAUCUACAAGUAGUACUACUCCAGAGUCUUUCUAU
Staurois parvus is the source of this 1209-nucleotide messenger RNA. The record is from the annotation of a GenBank genome assembly. NCBI's taxonomy places the organism in Eukaryota, Metazoa, Chordata, Amphibia, Anura, Ranidae.